CCUCUAAUAAUAAUACGUAAUAAAUAAAUACAAAAGAACAUUAUUUAAAUAAACAUCGGAAAAGGGUCAAAUAAAUGAUGAAAUUAAAGUCUCCAAAGAAGAGUAAUGUUCUGAGAAAAUAAAAAUUGAUUGUGUUCGUUCUAGUAUUUCUGAUCCCAUUGUUUUUUUCCAGUACAAAUUAGAAUUGAUUGUUUUGUUUUGUCAAGGAGAUGUACUUCUUAGAGUAUAAAAGGAUUUGUGAACCCAAAAUAUAUUUCAGUUUAUUUCUUACACUACCUACAAUAAAAGUUGUAAUCGUACAACUGUAAUAGUCUUUUACAAUUAAAAUUUUUAAAAUUCACUCAAAAUAAAUAGAAUACAAAAUGUGCUUAGUGUUCUCUAUAUGGUUCAUCGCGGGUUUAUUUUUAAUGACUAAUGCAAACAUAUUUAAUGGUAAGUAUUAAAAAUGAUUUUAUUUGAUUAAUUAUUAUUGAAAAAUUAAAAAAAAAAAAAAAUAAAAUACAUUUUUCUUUUGGUUAAAAUUGUUCUAUUUAUAAGAAAUGUGUCAUAUUAUUUAGCAUAUGCAAUUUUUUCGUAAAUAAAAUUAACAAUAUCAGUUUAUAUUAUUUUUGAAAAAUAUUUGAUGUGACUUUAUUACUAAAGACCGAAUUUUUGUAUAGCUAACACUUAAAAAUAUGCAAUUAAAAUUCUGAAGUGUACAUAAUCGUGUUAAAACAUUUUUUCAUUAGUAAUUAAUAAUUAUAUAACUAAUUUUUUAUUAUAGGUACUUCAAAUUUUUCUUUUAUAAUAUUAUAACAUAUUAGUAGGUAUUUAAAAUAUUAUUUGAAUACAAUUUAACUAUUAGACACCUAUUAUAUUAAAAUAUAAAAUUUAAAUUGCUCUGCAAUAUUUGAUUAAAAUGUAUUACCAUGCACAUCUCUAAGUUCUUUUCUGUAAAAUUAUGUCUUCUGUCACUUAAUAUGUGUUUUAAUUGUGAAAACACACAUUCUACAUUGGCACUUGUUAUCGGGCAUUGUUUGUAUUAUAUUAUAUCGAUAAAAUAUGUCUAUAAUUAUUAUAUUAUUAGAUAUAAAAGUCCAAUACUUUAUACAACAACAUAAUAUAGCAAUAAUAAAGUUACAUAUAUUACAAAAUAAUAUCUGUUAAUAACAUAUGUUAAAAUAGAUUAUGUAGUAUAAAAGUACUGAUUAGUACAUUUUUUAUAAAAUAACCUGAAAAGUGCAAUUUUGUGCAAAAUAAAUCUUUCUUUUAAUUAAUCCACAUCUCUUGAAUUGGAUUUGUAGCUUGUUUCUAUAGGAUUAAGACCACGCUAUAAAAAGAUGCAAUUGUACAAGAAUUCAGUCUUUAGUUAUUACCCUAAUAUUUAAUAGGUUUCAUGCAUUUAUGUUCCAAACAUGCAUAUUGUAAAAUAUUAUUUAUAUAUAAAAAAUAUAGCAAUUCAAGAAAAUAUUAUUUAGUAGUUGAAUGAUAAUUAUUCUAAAACGUGUACAAUAAAAUAACGAUAAAUAUUAAAUAUGAUGUAUAAAAAUUUUAAUCUUGGGUUGAAACACGUCAGUAUUUUUUAUAUUAUAGGAUAGGAAACAUUAAAUACUACAAAUGACAUUUGAUUGGCAAAUAUCUUAUAAAUAUAUUACUUUAAAUUUGUAAUUCAGUCAACAUUUUUAUAACUUCAGAAGUUAUAUAUGUACUGGUUUGUUAAUGCUCUGUGUGGCAGUCUAAAAAAUGUAUUGCCUCGCUACUAACGUUUGUUAUAACCCCGCCCGUAUUAUUGAUUUAUAAUAGUAAUAGAAUGGAAUAUAAAAUCAAAUAAGCUAUUAUUUACUCAUGAAGUACAGGAAAAAAACGGUACUAUACAGGUACACAAUUUAGUUUUAUCAUACAAUUUUAUUGAUAAAAAUGACUUGGAACUGAUAAUGGUUAAAUGCAAUUUUGAAGUACACUUCUAUCUAUUGAUUUUUAAAAAUUAAUUCUUAAGAUUUAUUCAAAUAAAUACUAAAUGAAAAUACUGAUAUUCAAUUUUUGCAGUUCAAAAAUAUUAUUCAAACUUGAACUCAUAUAAACUUUCAUGAAAUAAUUUUAACACGAGUGGCAGGGUGAUACAUUUUUUAGACAGCUGUGCGAGGCGAUAAACCAGUACCGUUUCAUAAUAUAUACAAUAUUUAAAAAACAACAACUGCUUAACUUUAAGCUCAUUAUUAUAUAAUGUUGUUAUUAUUAUAUUGUUUAUCUAUGAUAAAUGAAUUACUAUAAAAAAUAUCAUAACAAUGGAUAUAACUUUAUACAAUAUUAGAACCACAAUUACCUACUAGUAUACUACCAAUGAUUUGAUUUGUUUAUUCUAUAAAAAAAAAAAUAUAUUGUUCGAUAUAUCUAAUGUUAACACUGCUAUGGGGCGCCGUAACAACACUAAUAAUAUUGAAUAAUUUAGUAAAUGGGUAUUUGGAUUUAAAACAGUCUGAUUAAAAAACAAUAAUACAAUGUUGUAUUUUAUAAUAAGAAUAUUAUUGAACAUUAAUAGUAAAAUAAAUUGACUGUAUCAAGCUAGGUAGGUAAAUGAACACGGAGUACAGACUAGUUAUUUAACAUAUUUUUAUUAUAUUGAAAAUGCCUUUACUCCUUAAUAACAUUAUACCGCGUUUGCUGCAGUCUAGCUCAAAUAUGACUACUAAAAUAACAUAAAUACUUAAAAACCAAAAUGUAGUUAUAGUUGACCAGAGCUGGAUUUUUGGAGCAUUUGAUUGAAUCUGUGCGCGAUGACGACCGAAGUAUCAAAAAAUCUUUUAACGCAAUUUGUAAGGCAUACUUCAGUUUUUCCUCCGAGUUUGGAUGAAGGUUUAUCUACACACUUUUCCCAACAUAUUUCACUGAUUUCUUGUAUCUGAAAAUGUAACGAAAUAGUUGGAAGAGUAAUUAAAGUUUUUCAAGCAAUAUUAUUUUACUUGAGCAUUUAAUUGGGCUUUUUGCUGUUCCACCAUUAUAACUUUCUGUAUUUCUUCGGCUUUAAGUUUAUCCAAAUUCCCAGACCCGGAUAAGUCAAAAUUAUCGUUGUUAUUUCCAAAUAAAUCUGCCAUUGUUGAAUCGUUUUAUAAUAUUUUACUAAAAAUACGUAUAUUUAAUAAUAAUAAUAAUAAAACAAGUAAAAUAAAGUUGUAUAUUCACGUGCAAAUAAUAUGAGAUUAAUAAUUUCUGUCUGAUAAAAAACCGGCCUUUAUCACUAUGCAGUGAAUUGAGAUACACUACUGCCAACAGCUAAAAAAAAAGGAGGUAAAUUAAAAAAUUUAAAAUAUUAAAAUAACCGAUAAUAUUAUUGAACAUUAGCACAUUUCGAUGACGUAAUCUUUCAUAAUACAAUAUUUUAUGAAUUUUUAAAAUGUACAAAAGGAAUUCAUGUACGACGUUUACAGUAAAUAUGACUUUUUUGUUUUUGAUACGUGCUUUAGAGUGGAUUGCAUACGCGUUGUGUAGCGACAGAAUCAUUAUGGAACACUUACAAGUCUGUAAAUAAAACUAAUAUUGGCUGUCGUUAGAACGUUUUGUAGUAUUUACAGACCCGUAAAUUAACACAACUGAGACCAGUAACUUACGGCACCGAUUUCGUAUUUGUAACCAGUGUUUUGUUGUCGAAAUUUUUGAUAGGCACCUAGGUAUAGUGUUUUUUUUUUUUCAAAUUCGUGUAUUGCAAAUCGUUAAAAUCGUUAAAUACAAUUAAUAGAGAAGUAUAAACUUUAUACAUUAUACUGUUGUAUUAGUCGAAUUUGAUUGGUGGUCUAAAAUAACACCGGGAACCAUUAGAACUCGAAGAUAUUUUACUCACGAGGGAGAGGGGGGGGAAGGAAGAUGCAAUAUUUUCAAUAAUAUUCAUGCGAUAUUUCAAUAUACAAUUCGACAGAAAAAAAAAUAAAAAACUUUAAAGAAAAAUUAUUCAACUAGGUAUGACAAAUUUAUUGCCAUACUGAAAGCUAAGGGGGAGGGGCAAACGCCUCGUCUGGCGCCAAAUAUCCUACGGUUAAUAUUGUGGGGGCAGAACGGUUUAAUAGAAAUAUCGGUUUUGACAACGGGAUAAAACAUGAAACUUUAUUGAAUACGUAUAACGUGUAAUCGGUAGUCUCUUUUUACAUUUACCGUAGACGGGGGUAUAUUUUCUGACACGCGCGUGAUUGUUUUUAGAUCUGCAAGAAGCGGAAAAAUUCGUGGAGCAGUUGGACAACGAUUAUUCGGCGGUGGCCGUCGACUUGGCUGCGCAACAGAGGCCCGGCGCCGACCUGUUGUGGUACGACUAUGGCGGCGGCGGCGGCGGCAGUAACGUCGGGGUCGGCAGAGGCGGCGGCGGCGGCGGCGGUUAUUACGGCGGCGUCAGAUCUCCGGCGUCCGGGGUGGCGCCGGCCGCGUUGAUCGGCCCGGAAAAGCGCGGCGGCAGUCCGCAAUCGGGCGGCUUGUGGUUCGGGCCGCGGUUGGGCCGCAGGAAACGCCGCGGUGGCGGUGGGUCGAGUUUCAACAGCGGCUUUGUUCAGCCUCCGGACGGGAACGCCUUCGGGCCCGCCGCGACGCCGCAGGAAGCGAUGGCAGCGGCGGGCCUCUCGACGGCCGCCGGACAGGCCGUCGUGUCCGACCUGAUCUACAACGCUCCUUGGGUGCUCGUGCCCGUCGUCGAGAAUUCCCGUGAGUAACUGCACCGUCCGACGUGAUUACGCUUAAACGGGCCGCUGCGGAUGCGUCCCGCCGCAUUGUCCGCGUGCGGAUAACAUACGUACAACGACGUCUGGGGGCGACGUUCGAAAAAAAAACGCACUAUCGCCACAGAAACCUACAUAGUCAUUGUCCGGGGAGAACAUUGUCGUUCGGUUUCCGUUAGAAUAAUAAUAACAACGUGAUCUACGGAAAUACAGUCCGUUUUGAUAAAAAAAAAAAAAUCGCCCCUUUCGGUAUUCAUUUUCUAUUCAAUUCCGCGACGUCAUAUCAUUAUUUUUUUAACGCGGACAUCGCGUUUGGACUGCGAAUACCGGUCGGCGCUGCGUUUUCAGACGGCAGUCUGCGGCAGCGCCAAUCGAUCCCCCCGGUCCAAGUUCUGUUGUACAAAUUACAGUACGAAUCGAUAGUCGUCUGAUUAGAUUUCGGUACAUCCCGACGACAGUGGCGUUUCGCCGCUCGACAAUUCCGAUACGACCCGGCGUGUCGCGACGCGACGUGUUGUUCGUCGCGUUGCGCGGCGUGUAGCGAAACAAUAACUCGCGACACCGAAACCUUAUUAAGGCCUCGAGUGUUUUUUUUUUUUCCCCGUUUUCGUUUCACACCCUCCCGCACCGAUGGUCGAUCUCGCAUCAUCGUACACGACCGCACCGUAAAUUGUUAUUAUAACCGCACCCUAAUAAUGGGCCUAAUGAUCCCCUGACCGCCGCGGUAUCGUUCGCACAUACAGGGCGAUUCUAUUAUCGCCCGGCACUCAUUGUUUCAAAAAAAAAAAAAUACCGACUUUUUUUUUACCAACAACUUGCGUGAUUCGGGCGAUUUACACGCUUUUCUAUAAUAUUAUUGUACACGACUUUUAUUCAUUUUUUCUUGCCGCCCUUGUAUUUAAUACAGUAUCGAUUUUUGAUUUUCUAAUAGCGACCACACGCGUGUUCGAAAUUUCCCGCACCACACAUUUUUCCCUAAUGCAAACUUAAAAGUUAUCGAAUAUCUCGUCUACGGCCGGUUAACGGACAUCAAAAAUCUAUUUGUACGAAUACUUUUUCAAUUAUUGUGGGAUUUUUAAUACCUACGGGUCGUCAUUUGAAAAUCAAAAGCCGACAGUCGAUUCGACAAAGCGCGAAGAAAUAAAUAAGCGGGUAUCUAAAUAUUAAGGGGAAAAAAACCAAACGUUUUCGAAAAUCAAUACUUUUUUGAAACGACGAGCGUUCGACGACAAUAGAAUCAUCCUGUAUACGCACACUAAUAAUCAUAAGAUCAUCGCGUACACGAGCCGAAACUGUCGCGCCGCAGGCCCAGUCGUCGAGUCGUGCAGUACUCGCCCGAAUAUUAUUUUUUUUAGUACGGUGUCCCGAUGUUUUAGUACGGGCGAAUUUUCAUGGUUCCCCGGCGCGCAUCGCCGGAGACCCGAGUGCCGCGCGUCGCCCCGGUGUUUGCGGUCCAACGUCGGACGGAUCCGCGGGCGGGAAGGGCGUGCCGGACAGCCUCUCCUCCGGCGUACACUUCACUUGAAAUCGGUACGGCAAAACCCUCGACGGCGACGGCGACACGACGUGCAUACGACACCGUUAUCGUUUUUUUCAUUAUUUUUUUCUUCAGAUUCGGAGCGCGGCGAUGAACGUGUACUGGUUUUAUGAUUUUGCGUUUAUUUUUUUUUUUAUUUUCAUACUGCGAGCCACUUUUCUGCCGGAAAUACUACUCCGAUUGUCGAGUGUAACGCGUUUUACCGAAAGGAAAUUCUAUCCAGACGAUAGUUUCCAGAGGUCGUUUUUAUUAUUUUCCAAACGGUUUUCGUGAUAACCGGGAGAACGUACGUACGUACACGCGUUUAAAGACACCGGGUUCCGAAUCGUUUUUCGUUAGCGAUGAUUGAUCGUCGUCAAAUAAAAACGAAUGCAAAUCGCAUUGCCCGCUAUAUCCUACGUCUCCCCGGCGCGUCGCCUACACCAGAGGCCCGUCCACCGUGCGUAUAAAUGCGUCCGACUUCUUUUUCCGUAUAGGUUUUAAACGUUUUGAAAUCGGACUGCGCGUCGUUACACACACACGGUACUCCGCGAAAACCGCGGGUCGCGGAUAAGUCACGACGAUAUUUUCGCCGGGAUUUCGCCAACCGGACGCGCGUUGGGACGUUGGCCGUUAUCGACGACCGCAUGAUUAAUUACCCGUCGUGCGACAAUCGGCGCGAUUGCAGUAUUGCACCGUCGAAAUAUUUGAAAAACGCCGGGUCGUCAAUGGUAUUAUUUUUUUUUUUUUGCGGCGAAACAGAGCGGACAGGCAGUAGCGGACGGGCGAUAACGACGGGCGCGGUUUUUCUCUCUGGUUCCCGGGGGGUGGGGGGGGCGUUUCUGUAUUAUCGUUAUUAUUAUUUUUUUUUUAUCGUUAGAGUCAAAUCGACGUGCAGUGAUAACGAUAAUUAUAGCGACUAUACAUGGUAAACGGUCGACGAUGUUGUUACGCCGACGCGGGCAUACGAUCGUGUAUCAUAUACCCAUAUGUGCAGUAUACUGAACACAAAUUUAUGUCGUUAUAAUAUUUGACAUUGGGACAAAAGUACAAUGAAAAUCGAAUGAGUUAUUCCCGUUCCGAUCGCAGGUCUUAAACAAUUAUGUAUUACGACGUGUGUCUAUCCGAACGAAAUCGGAACAGAAAACUGCAGGACUUAAUAAUAAAUAAUUAAGAAAAAAUAAAAAUAGUAAACAAUAUCGCGCAUAGCGUUUUAGAUUAAUAUUGUUUGGGUUCGAAAAAUAUCCCGUGCUUUGUAUGUUAUCCUCGACUGUCCCGUUAAUAUUUUUCGAAAAUUUUUCAGUGUACAGCCAGCAGAUGAAGCAGAACGCGAGGAGCGGUAGAUCGUCGUCGGAAGACGGCGACGACUGGACCCCCUACCCGUCGUCCCGGCACGCGGCCAGAUCGCCGCCGUACUCGCCGCGUUUGGGCCGGCAGACGACCGUGACCGGGCCGCAAGUGCCCAGACUGGGCCGCGAAGCGUUCGCGUACCGGCGGGACGCCAGGGGCGUGUUGUACCAGCAACCGAACGGCAAGCCGCAGCUCCGGCGACAACAGCAGGCCGCCGCCGCCGCCGCCGCCUCAGUGCCGAUCGCCACUGAACCGAUGGCGACCGCGGCCGAGGGCGCGGCGCGGGGCGCGGAUCGCACCGCGUAGACCGCGUCGUCGAGCGGGCGGCUAUAUCGUAUUUCGGGCUGACGGAGAAAAAAAAACACACAAAAAAAAAAAAAAAAAAAAAGCCGAAAAUCUCGUCGCGUAGCGUAGUCGGUAAUUUUCGUAGUUGGCGUGAUCGUUUUCGUAACGGACGCGAUAUUGUUAUUUAUUAUUGCUGUUAUAAUAUUCUCGGGGCACCGCUGCAUUCGAUCUUAAACACUGUACCGAAAUAUCGCGUGCCACGCACACUGCACACUGUUCCGGCGGUAAACUAUGUUGUCAACCCGAUCGUCUGUAACAUAACAUGUGACGCGCACUUUACAAUGUCGCGUGUACGUGUCGUGCCGGCGUUUCGCGCGACCCUGUAAACGUACACGCGUCCGAUUAUAUUAUACGCAG
Messenger RNA from Cinara cedri, 8241 nucleotides. NCBI's taxonomy places the organism in Eukaryota, Metazoa, Arthropoda, Insecta, Hemiptera, Aphididae. The record is from the annotation of a GenBank genome assembly.